AUGGAUGAGGAUCAAGGCCCGUCGCAAAUCGUCCCCGGGACGGCUCCCAAGAGGACCAUGGGAGAUCGCGUCCGUGGCGCAAGGAACAGGUUCUUCACCAAGGACGGUCUAGUUGGCGACUACGAUUACGCCCAUCUGUUCCGGCCCAACCUACCCUUCAUGAAGAAGAGCCAGAGGGCCGCCCCUUUCUUCGGCCUCAACGACCGAAUGCCCACUCUCCUGGCCCUGUUGCUCGGGUUCCAGCAUGCUCUCGCCAUGUUGGCCGGCAUCAUCACGCCGCCCAUCCUGCUGAGCGGCGCCGCCGGCGCCAACCUGACCGGCGAGACGCAGCAGUACCUCGUCUCGACGGCCCUGAUCGUCUCCGGCCUCCUGUCCGUGAUCCAGAUCACCAGGUUCCACAUCCUGAAGACUCCCUACUACAUCGGCACCGGCCUGAUCUCGGUCGUCGGCAUCUCCUUUUCCAUCAUCCCCGUCGCCCAGGGCGCGCUGGCUCAGAUGUAUGCCAAUGGCUUCUGCCCGACCGACGCCCAGGGGAACAAGCUCCCUUGCCCUGAUGGCUAUGGAGCCAUCAUCGGCUCUAGUGCUCUCUGCGCCCUCAUUGAGAUCGUCAUCUCCUUCAUGCCGCCCAACAUCAUGCUACGCGUCUUCCCACCCAUCGUCACUGGCCCAACUGUCAUGCUUAUCGGCAUUAAUUUGAUCGGGAGCGGUUUUCAGAACUGGAUGGGCGGCUCCGGCCCCUGCGCAAAUCCCACCUCCGACUUCUUCGCCCGGUGCCCCAACAUCGCCGCGCCUCACGCUCUCCCGUGGGGUUCUGCCGAGUACCUGGGUCUGGGCUUCUCCGUCUUCAUCACCAUCAUUCUCUGUGAGCGGUUCGGCGCCCCAAUUAUGAAGUCGACCUCCGUCGUCAUCGGCCUUCUCGUUGGUGAGAUGCAUCGUCGCCGCCGCCUGCGGAUACUUGACCGCUCCGGCAUCGACAGCGCCCCUGCCGUCUCCUUCAUCUGGGUUCAGACCUUCAAACUCUCCCUCUACGGCCCGCUCAUCUUGCCUUUGCUAGCCGUGUACAUCAUCUGCGCCACCGAGGCCAUUGGGGACAUCACGGCGACCUGCGAUGUGUCCCGCCUCGAGGUCGAGGGUCGUCUGUUCGAGUCUCGCGUACAGGGCGGCGUGCUUGCCGACGGCAUCAAUGGCGUUCUCGCCGCUCUCAUGACUAUUACCCCCAUGACAACCUUUGCUCAAAACAACGGCGUCAUUGCCCUCACUCGCUGCGCCAACCGCAGCGCUGGCUACUGCUGCUGCUUCUUCCUCAUCGUCAUGGGAAUCUUUUCCAAGUUUGCCGCCUCGCUCGUCGCCAUCCCCUCGGCGGUCUUGGGCGGCAUGACGUCCUUCCUCUUCACCGCGGUAGCCGUCUCCGGCAUGGCCAUCGUUACAAAGGGCGUGCCCUUCAACCGCCGCAACCGAUUCAUCCUCACGGCCGGCCUGACGCUCGGCUACGGCGCCACGCUGGUGCCGAACUACUUCGACCAUGUCUUCACCUACGCCGGCGAAAACCGCGGUCUCCGGGGGUUCCUUGACGCCAUCGUACUCAUCAUGGAGACGGGCUUCGCCAUCACGGCGUUCGUGUGCAUGGCCCUCAAUCUCCUUCUCGACCCAGAGAUUGAGGACACGGAUGGCCAUGCCCUUGUCCCUGCAACCGGUGCCAUCCCGUCCAAGGACGCCAGCGGCGGAGACAGCGCCCGCGGGGUGGAUUCGGAGGAUAUUCAACCCGUUGGCCAUAAUGGCGGUGACAAGGGUGGAGAGAAGCUGUCAUAA
Colletotrichum graminicola M1.001 is the source of this 1809-nucleotide messenger RNA. RefSeq names its product uracil-xanthine permease. The record is from RefSeq and is a predicted model, not a curated record. Gene Ontology annotation, cellular component: membrane; fungal-type vacuole. Gene Ontology annotation, biological process: xanthine transport; transmembrane transport. NCBI's taxonomy places the organism in Eukaryota, Fungi, Ascomycota, Sordariomycetes, Glomerellales, Glomerellaceae. Gene Ontology annotation, molecular function: xanthine transmembrane transporter activity. The coding region runs from base 1 to 1809 and encodes 602 amino acids. The transcript has 8 exons.